GAGAUCGGCUCAUUUAUUGCCCUACGGCCCGAUAAGAGCGAGUUUAUCGGAAGUGCCAGCGGUGUCUUCUUCGCCAACACCGUCUUCCGGGCCUUUGCAACAGCAACGACGGGCUCUGGUGGCUCUGCCACCAAGCGCCCUCAGGGGGAUGUAGAUGGCCUCGGAGCCACGGCGACCCCAGACCCUGGGUCUGCCCAUGAAUAUGUCAUGGCAGAGGAAAAGGCCCAGGAGGAGGCCGCUGGAGACGACGGCCUGGGGGACGGUGCCGUGGGUGCGGAAGAUGCGAACAAGAGCCCAGGGGCACGAUCCUACGGCAUUGCAGCUCCUGGAUUAGGGAUUCCUCCUCCUCCGGCCGUUGCGAAGCGGCUCUUGGUGGAAUACUUUAGACGAUGGCAUCCGUUUCUUCCCUUUCUUCAUGGCCCUACCUUUUUUGAAAAGGUGAACCAGUUCUACGAGCCAGGGGGCUCUCCGGCAGAGCCGAUGAGCCGACGCAACAAGGUGUACCAGGCCAUCAUCUUCCAAUGCGUGUUCAACAUUGCAGACUCCAAUCACAAUCAAAAGGAAGAGCGAGAACUGCCCGAAGAAUCUCGCAUCAAAUCUGCUGUUGCGCUUACGAGCCUGCUUGGCGUCCUUUCCAGCGGCCAUGAUAUCCCCUCGUUACAGGCUCUCCUGGCAGUGGAAUUGUAUCUAAUGACUCAGAUGUCUCUACGAGCGGCCUCGACAGUUCACGGAGCGAUGACACGCAUUCUUUAUCACUGCGGCCUGCACAGAUGCCCCUUUCGAUACGUCCAGCUGCCGCGCGACAUCUGCGACAUGAGAAAGAGAAUCUUUUGGUCUGCGUAUGUGAUUGAUCGCCACCUGAGUCAGGUACUUGGGCACCCCUUGGCUCUCAACGACGAAGAGAUUGAUGUCUGCUUGCCUGGGGUACCAGAAGUCCAUAACCCGGCCAAGCCUUUUCAGAAUCUCCCGGCGUCGCGCCCCUCGGCAGCAGAAGAAGAUAUCCAAGACCAGCUUGUGUAUAGACCACAAAGCUUGGGCGAAUCUAUCCUUGGCUUCUUGGUAACCUAUUCGCGGCUGCUCGGGCAGGCUCUCGACCUGUUUCACAAAUCCAUACACAGCCGAUCUAUAACAUGGGAUAAGGUGCUGGAGAUGACUUCGAGGAUCCAUGCUUGGUGGAACACGCUUCCGCCCUCGUUUCAGGGAGAGGGGCUUACGUCCAUCUUUGUAGAGCCGCAGUCUCACCACGGCCCUCCCUUUGCGAUUUUGUAUCACCAGCUUAUUCUCAUCAUGAACCGACCGUUUUUGUCGCUCCCGACGAACAGAACAGAUUUCCAGUUUAGUCUACAAACUGCGGUGAAUGCCAGCCGAGCCAUCGUGAAGAAGCUCAAACUACGGCAGGGAGAUUCUCCCCUGGUGGCUUGGCCGGGAAUGCUGUCGGCGGCAUGGAUGGCUGGGCUGACCAUUGCCUAUGCCGGGUUGUUGAAGCUCUAUCCAAUGGAGAAGACGGUGCUGGAUCUCAACUGCGCAAUACGGCUCCUUGGCAUGAUGAGCCGAAACUGGAGUAGUGCUCAUCACUGCCGAGUGACGCUGAAGAUGCUGCUCGAUAGGUUA
This is a messenger RNA of Trichoderma atroviride IMI 206040, 1611 nucleotides long. NCBI's taxonomy places the organism in Eukaryota, Fungi, Ascomycota, Sordariomycetes, Hypocreales, Hypocreaceae. The record is from RefSeq and is a predicted model, not a curated record.